GCCGAACCGAAAAAGCUCCAGCCAAGAGCACAAGCCAGCCAACCCGAGAGCUCCUAUCCAUACCUACCUCUCAUCAUCUCUCCGAACCAUUAUCGAACAGCGUACUUUCCAAACCCCUCUCACCAAAACUCCCACGCCCCCCCCGGUCGUUGUUCUCCCCUCAACCACAACCACAAAUCAAUAAACCGCCAAAAUGUCUGACGAGGAGCGCGUUACCAAGCCCUUCAAGUUCGUCACCGCUGGUAUGCAUAAAUUUCUUUUUCUGCCCCGAUUGAAGCCCGAGAGUGUCGAAUUGGUUGCCGAGGGAAAUGGAAUUGAGAGCUGGAUUGAAAUGGGGAUGAUUGAGCUUUGGGGAGCUGGGCCGAUGACGAUGACGAAUGGUUAUGACGGAACGACGACAAAUGGACCGGCCGCCGACACGGACGCUUUCAACAACUCAGAUGCUGGAGAAGGGGGAUCGCCACAAUUCCACGUGGAAGCCGACGUCACGCCAGAAAAUGAAGCAGAAGGAAUUAUUACCAAGCACUGCUGGCAGAACUACGUCGACUACCACAAGUGCAUCCUCGCCAAGGGUGAGGAUUUCGCUCCCUGCCGCCAGUUCUGGCUCGCCUACCGGUCUCUGUGCCCUAGCGGUUGGUAUGAACGGUGGGACGCCCAGAGAGAGGCUGGCAACUUCCCCGUCAAGCUCGAGUAAGCGUGCUUUUCGAAAUGGGAAAGUUGAAUUAAACACUACUGCCCAGCAUUGCGGCAGAGAAAUGGAGAGAAAGGAAGCUAGGAGCUAAUGGAGAACGGCGACGGCGGCCCCCCCAAACAAAAUUACCUUUUGUGACACUAGAGAAAAAUGCCAUCAUUGGUAGUAAACUCAGGGGAGUUGUGUGUGUGAGGGUCAGGCAUAUAGAAUUUUGAGAAAGACGUGGGU
This is a messenger RNA of Podospora pseudopauciseta, 919 nucleotides long. RefSeq names its product Cytochrome c oxidase subunit 6B (gene COX12). Gene Ontology annotation, cellular component: mitochondrion; respiratory chain complex IV. The transcript is spliced from 5 exons. The record is from RefSeq and is a predicted model, not a curated record. The coding region runs from base 194 to 694 and encodes 166 amino acids. NCBI's taxonomy places the organism in Eukaryota, Fungi, Ascomycota, Sordariomycetes, Sordariales, Podosporaceae.